GGUACAGCAGAUAACACCUAUAUACUCUACAUAAUCUUUCAUCAUCAAAAACUCCUUCCAGGCUAUUUUCUUUAUUGAUCAAGUUCUAGAAGAAUGGCCAUCCUUAUGCCUCGGCUCACUAAAGCAAAAAAAAUUCUCCGAAGAUCAUUUUCUAAUGAAAGAACAUUAACAGACAUUCCAAAAGGCUAUCUUGCUGUUUAUGUUGGAGAGGGAGGCAAGAAGCGGUUUAUAGUUCCUGUAUCGCUAUUAAGCCAAGCUUCAUUUCAAGAAUUACUACGCCAAUUUGAAGAAGAGUUUGGGUAUGAGCAUCCGAUGGGUGGCCUCACAAUUCCAUGCAGUGAAAAGAUAUUCAUUGACGUUGCUUACUCUUAAUAAAUAUGUGACAUUUUUUGUAGACUAGUUUGUAUAUCACUAGUUUAAUUAGUUACUAAAACCAUUCAUGGUUUUUGUACAGAAAGCACAGUUGUCAUCAUUUGUAUGAAAUGCCAAGUUGCAAUUAUUCUUGAUAUGAAAGCAAUGUCCAUAACCAAA
Erigeron canadensis is the source of this 531-nucleotide messenger RNA. RefSeq names its product auxin-responsive protein SAUR21-like. Lineage: Eukaryota; Viridiplantae; Streptophyta; Magnoliopsida; Asterales; Asteraceae. The coding region runs from base 94 to 372 and encodes 92 amino acids. Gene Ontology annotation, biological process: response to auxin. The record is from RefSeq and is a predicted model, not a curated record. The transcript has a single exon.